AUAAGCAGGUAUCCAUGUAUGUAGGAAUUAAUGGAAAUUCACAUAUAGGAUCUAUUGAUCUUGACAUUUAUAUACUUAUGUGAAUUAAAGCAACUUCUACCAUAAAGAAUGGAAUCACGUUCAAAAAAGAAGCGUCGUUCUUCGAUUUUAAAGAAAUCUCCCCACAGAAAAUCUUUGGUGAACCCCGAUGUUGUUGCCACACAAGUUAAUGUGAGUGAAUCUGUAACAUACAGGAAUGAAGAGGAAAAGAGAGGUUUGAGCAGGAGAGUAAGCUUUGCCAACACAUAUCAAAUCAAAGAAAUUUCUAGAGUUGCAGAUAUUGCUGAGAAAUGGCCGGAUUCUACUUCAGAUAUUGACACAACAAAAAUUGGAGAUAUUUCCAAGUUGAGUGCACAGCAUUCUCUCACAGGGUUGAAUGCUUUGCUCUCAGCACCACUGCUUAACCAAGCAAAUCCCAACACUCCCAAACAGACCAAUGAAAGUUGCCCUGCCAGCACAACCAUAGACCCAGUAGCCAAGAUAACCAGCUCAAAUGAAGUUGCCCCAUCCCCAAAUCAAAAAAAUGAAGAAAUUAUCAUUCCUUCUUUCCUCAAAGGGUUCACAGACGAUGGCCAAAUAUCAGAGAAUAAAACCCAGCUUUCUAAUAGUUCUGAGUUUUCUAUAAAUACUGAAGUCCCUGCUAUUCCUACUUUUCUACAAACCAUUCAAGAUACUGGAAUAUUAAAAGAAAACGAUCAAAAUCCUGCACAAGUUCAAGUUAAGACUCCUACAUUUCUUCUUAAUGCUGAUUCAAAUGCAUCGAUACCUUCACAAAGUGAAGAAAACACCAAUAAUUCAAACAAGACAAUUAAUUGCAAUGAAGACAUGGACAUAACAAUGAUCAAAACAUCAAGUCUUCCACAAAAAUCUCUUUAUGUAGAUAUGUCUUUUCAAAACGAGUUAUGUAAGGAAAAUGAAAAAACAACCUAUGAUGACCUGGAUAUGGAAUUGACAAAAAUCACAGGCAAGUAUUUUGCUGCUCAGAGCAUUGGUAAUGGCCCCUUGAAACGAAGUGAGUUAAUACCUAGUGAUGAUAUGGAAAUGACCUGCAACUUUAAAACUAGCGUUAGUGGGGUUACUUCUACUAACAUGGAUUCAAAGCAGAGUGAACACCGUAGUGACGAUGAUAUGGAAAUGACUUGUCAUUUAAAAACAGUAGCUUCCACCUCUAACAAGAUUUUAAAGCAAAGUAAUAUAGUGAGUGACGAUAUGGAAAUCACCUGCAACUUAAAAACUGAAGUGGCUUCUUCGACAAAAGAAAAAUCAGUUUUAUCAAAUGAAGACAUGGAGAUGACCUGCCACAAGCUUAACAAUGUGUCACACCAACUGACCACAGUUGUAACUGACCCAAAUAUAAAUUCCUCUUGCAAUGGUGGUCAAAAAAGUGACGAUUCGAUGGAAUUAACCUGCCAUACAUUACACAACAAGCACAGGGUACAUCUACCCCUGCCAAGUCAAACUUCCGCAACCGCAUUUUCAUUUAAUGUUUCACAGAGUGACUCUGUCAGUAAAGGGACCGAUAACUUAGCUGAUAAUGAAAUGGAAUUUACAUGCAAACUCAAACCUACUACCCACUCAUUUCCUGCACAGUGUGAUCUAAGUGAGAAUGAUAUGGAAUACACAUGUAAUGACUUUGUUAAAUUUCAAAAUAAAAAUGUAGGCAUUGAAUCACUAGAAAUUGGAGGGGGAAAAACUUCCAUGGCUAAAGCACUGCCGGAAAAAUCCAAUGCUGUUACGGAGGGUAGCACAGUUACUUGUCCAGAUAAAACUAAUGAUGUUGGGUGUUUAAACACAAGUGACAUGCAAGUUACAUGCGUACAAACCUUUCAUAAACCACCUACCAACUCUGCUGAUUCUGAAAGUAAUUCUAAUGUAAACAAGCCUAUUUCAACUAAAGAUAUCUCUCAAUCUACCAUAACCAGCAGUUCAGAUAUGCCUUGUCAAAGCACCAUACCUUUAACUACUGUGGAGCAAAAUGUAAAGGCAAAUGCUAGAGAAAUAAUUAAUGAUAAAAUAGAACUGGAUAAUCUUUGUUCAAAUCCUCAAGAUGGAGUUGUAGAAUCUAGUUCCACAAAUCCUAUCGAUGGUUUAGGAUUUUCAAAUAAUAAAGUGAGUCUCAAGACUGUUUUUGCUGCAUCAGCAGUUAGUUCAACUGAGGUGGAAUUGCAAGCUUGUACAUCUGGAUCAAGUAUUUUGGUGGAAAACAAAAUCCCACUGUCUGAACUAGAAACAGACGUAGACUUAAUAGAAAUAGAAAAUGAAAAAUUCGCUACGGAGGUUGUAAUAGAUGACUUUGAACCAAAGUUGUUGCAAGACGAAGUACAAGAAGCAACCAUGGACGUUAUGUUGUCCAAAGUUGACUCUGGCCCAAGUAUUCGCUCCAAACUCUCAAGAGCAAGAAGUUCUAUAGCAUUAUAUAGACGAAGAAUGUCGAGUACGAGUUCGUCAGAUAACCAAGACUCCUCUGACAGCAGUUUAUCCAGUCCUGGAGUUGUGAAGGACACAGAGCAUUCUAUACAUGAAGGCGAACAUGUUUUACCCCAGGAUAAGUCCGAAACCGACUGCUAUUUAAAUAUAAGUAACCGAACAGAAGAAACUGCACCAGUUGAGGAUAAAGCUGGUGUAGAUGUGUGCUCAUUUCAACGUAAGAGAAGUUUCGAUAAAGCAGAAAUGGGAAGUGAAAAUUCAAGCGACGUUUUGCCAAAACAAAUUAAGCUGAAUGAAAGUAACGAAGAAUUCAUAAACAGUGAAGAUAAUAUUAAUUAUGGAAAGGAGAGCGACUUACUGACAAUUGCAUCAAUUCCCCUUCCUAUGACCGAUACAUUGGAUGAUGUAAAUGAAUUUUCAUCAUUGGACAUAGACGAGUUCUUGAACCGUUACACUGACAUAAAAAUUACAGACAGUAAAAUGAACUCAGGACGAGAAAGCGUGUUUGAUCACGGGCCAAGUGAACCCCCACAGUCAGUAGGAGAAUUGACCACGAGUAUUUUCAUGCAUGCCAAGAACCUUCCUAUCUAUUCUGAGUUCAUCAGUUCGUUGACUAAGAAAGUGGAGAGCAUCCAGGAUGAGUUGAAGCUCCAGAAAUCUGAGAUCUCGAAAAAUAAUCCUGAGAUAAUGAAUGCGAUCCGAUUUGGCCCUGUAGAUCAAUCUAAGAGGUUGAAAGAAAAAGUUGAACAAAUCGCUGAAUGGAGCAAGCGCUUGGCCCAUGCGCAAUGGCAAGUUACGAAAAGCAAGCUUCACAAAAGUCUCACAGUCUCGAUGAAUAUGACACUUGAUGACGAUAUACAACCCAUAGUUGAUCAAAUUGCUGAGUUCGGAAAACCGACCGAACUUCUUGAAAAGGUUGCCCAAGAUAUAGAUGACGAGAAUUCUUUACUUGAGAAGCAAGCCAUGGAGGUAUCAGAGAUGGGGAAUCCCCCUUCUGAUGAACAAGUAGAGCAAUAUCUUGCAGGGAAGGAAAAAAUUGAGAAAUUACAAUCACAGCUUUCAGCAAGUGUGGAAAUAAAAGAAAGAAAUGUAAGAUGUGAAAAAACGUGGCACGACAAAUCAAAGUUGUUGUGGCAAGCUGUGCAAAAUAAGCUCGACAGCGAACGAGAGGGCAGAGAAAAAAUAAAAGCAAAGAAAGUUAAAUCUCAGGAACUUGAUUUUAAUAAAAGUUUGGUUCCAUGGCGCUUAGUGGCGGACGAUGAAACAAUGAAAGUCUUCAGUUUCCUAAGAGGUAGCUUGUUAUUGAGGUUCAACACAAAUAACUUGGGAAGGGUCGUUAGUUGCAACAUAGAGUCGAAAUUAGAAGACCAAGGAAUUCCCUUUGCAGCUUCAGAUGUUGAAAUAUUUAAGUUUAUUCAUGGUUUGAUACAACGUAGAUAUGAAGAAAAAACAUAUCUUCAAAUGUCACCUCGUACAGCAAAAAUAAACAAGGCCUUACACAAGUUUUCAAGCGAGGCAUGCGCUGGAAAUCGACUGUAUCGCGACAUUAUCGACCUCACAAUGGAUUACGAACAUUGCCAAGUUGAAAUACACAACGAUAAGCUUAAUGUGGGGUUUGGGGGGUUUUCUCCUAACCUGUGCAGCUUUUCUGUUGAUUUUUUCUUCACAAAAGAUGGGAGAUCGGAACUACGCCCGAUAUCUUAUUCCUACGUUGAUUCUGCUGCAAACUUUGGUAUUUUCAGUCAGAAAAAAGUUGAAUCUGUCCUUGAUAAAAUCCCUCAAGAUUUUCAUUAUCUUUCCAUGAUGAAGAAAGCAUUAGUGGACAUGAUAAGAACUGAGCAAUAAAUUACAUCAUUAUAUCUUAUAAUAUAUAGAUAACAUAAUUCAUUUAAAACAGGUUAAAGAAUUUCAAUAAAAGUGAUUUGCAACCUGCAGAAUAAUACGCCCAGCAAGAUGUAUGCUGCUAUGAGUGCUUACUGUUCUUAAAUGGGAAAUAUGUUGUAUAGUGUCCCUACCCCACAACCUAACCUAUUCAUUAGUCAACUCACACACUCAAAGUCACUGCAGACAGAAGUAUCUAUAAGACACAAAUCUGCACUAAUUGCCAUGCAAUAGGUUAUAAACAAAAAAUAUUUUUAAACAUAUUUUGCUACUGUUUUGCAUUGAAAAAUUCCAAGUUUUGUCUGUAGUGACUAUAGGUUUUUAUCAACAUCAUAUAGUUUUCCAUCAACAUCACCAUCACCAUUUCUCUCAUUUUACUGCCAAACUUUUAUGAUGCUAUUCAGUCUAAUGCUAAUGCUCUGGUUCUUUUUUUUUUACCAUACGUCUAAGCAGGGUUCUCUAACUUUUAUAGUAUCAUGUGUUUUCAUGACCCAUUUUGAUGCUCUGGAUCUGUUAGUGGUGCACCACAAUUAUAAAACUUCAUAUGGUACUCCAUUACACAACACAUGCCAACAAUUUUUUGGUUAAUGUAAAUUUGUAAAACUUUCGCAAUACAUUCAAUUCAACGGUUUUUUUACAACACAUAGUUUAGAAACCCUUUCCUUACAGCUCAGUUUUUCCAACUCCUGCUGUAGCUACUUUUAUGGUCUCUUUAUUCAUAUUGAACACACAUAAACUUUUUAGCAUAACUGAACUAACGCCGCCAUCUUAAGUUAAUGUUAAUAUAUGAAAAAGAAUAUUUUAAAGUGCCUAUUGUUUGGUUUAUAUAAUACAACUCCCGCAGACUGAAGUUCAUUUUUUACAUUUUAGUUUUCCUUUAAAUGUGCAUUCAAUUCUAUAACUUUUAAGUUGUGUUUUUCAUUUGUUCUGGUUCAUUUUCGAACUGGUAUAAUUAUUAUACCAUUAGAUCUGUGUAUCAGGUUCAUUGGUUCUACAUUUUUAAUAAAUAGUUUACAUGAAGUUGGA
Molecule: messenger RNA, 5373 nt
Organism: Ciona intestinalis (vase tunicate)
Lineage: Eukaryota; Metazoa; Chordata; Ascidiacea; Phlebobranchia; Cionidae
Source: RefSeq, a predicted model, not a curated record